This is a messenger RNA of Daphnia carinata, 858 nucleotides long. RefSeq names its product cysteine-rich protein 1-like. Bases 123 to 359 code for a protein of 78 amino acids. The transcript has 4 exons. Gene Ontology annotation, biological process: intrinsic apoptotic signaling pathway in response to DNA damage; regulation of gene expression. NCBI's taxonomy places the organism in Eukaryota, Metazoa, Arthropoda, Branchiopoda, Diplostraca, Daphniidae. Gene Ontology annotation, molecular function: zinc ion binding. The record is from RefSeq and is a predicted model, not a curated record.
UGGGAAACCGAGUCUGUCUGUGGGUAUAUAACGUCGAGGAUAGGAUCCUACUAUUUUGUCAUCCGGUUCGAGCCUUGCCGUCCGCACGCCGUUUCUGCCCUUACAACGAACAUUCCACCACCAUGCCCAACUGUCCGAAAUGCAGCAAACCUGUUUACUUCGCCGAGAGGAAGACUUCUUUGGGCAAAGACUGGCAUGGGCUCUGCCUGAAAUGUGAAAAAUGCAACAAGACUCUGGUUCCUGGUCAGCACGCUGAACACGAAGGCAAGCCGUACUGCAACAACCCGUGCUAUUCAGCUCUAUUCGGGCCAGGAGGUUUUGGACGCGGCGGUGCUGAGUCUUACGUCUACAAAAAGUGAAGGGCCUCCACCAUUUUUUUGUUGUUGUUUGACGGGACAGGAAGAAAAAUUUGGCCGGUUGACGACAUCUGUCGAGCAGCACGGUGCAGCUCUUCCUCCGAAAAUAACCGACCCAUGGAACUUUUUUAUUAUUAUUCAUAGCCAAGCUUCAUCUGUUCCUUCCAGUCUCUUUUGGUAAAUGCCUUCUUUACCUAUUCCUUGUUUCUGUAGCAACCGGCCAUGGUGUGAGCGCCAGAAAGCCGAAAAAUCUGAUUAGAUUCCCAUCAUUCCUAUUUAUAUGAUAUUGUUUUUUCUCUCUCGUUUGACAUUCCGUAAAUGACAUUCUUUCUCCCUUUCUUACUCGUCACUUAUUUUUGGAUUUACAGAAAGAAACAUUUUCUCUGUAUUUUUUCACUGUUGUUUUCUGUUAAGGUAUACUCUUGGGCUUCCUGCAUUCAGAUUCAUAUGUUUUCGAAUGGUUCUCUCAUUUGUUAUGCAUAAUAUACUAUUCGGAAUAAAA